CCCAGUGGGCAUGGAUUGCCGGAAAGAGGAAGAACAGCCUGCCCGCCGUUCCCGCCAGCCGCACGGUCAAUUUCCGUUGCAGGCACCGGCCACCCCCGUCCCCUCGCUGCGCUGGUACAAGAACGGCAACGAGUUCAGAAGGACCGCGAUCGGGGUCUUCAAGAUCCGGGACCCCCAUGGACCGGCCCAAUGAGUCGUGUCCCGUCGGACCGGGGACACUACACCUCGUGUUGGAAACGAGCACGGAGCCUCACACACACCUACCGCUGGACGUCGUCGAGCGCUCCCCCCACAGGCCCAUCCUGCAGGCCGGGCUGCCGGCCAAUCAGACGGCGGUCGUCGGCCGCGACGUGACGUUUGUGUGUCGCGUGUUCAGCGACCCGCAGCCGCACAUCCAGUGGCACAAACACAUCACGGUCAACGGCAGCCGGCAGGCGCCCGACGGACACCCGUACGUCCUCGUUGUCAAGACUGCCGGUCUGAACACGACGGAUAAGGAGAUGGAGGUGCUGACGCUGAGGAACGUGAGCGUGGGCGAUGCCGGAGAGUACACCUGCCUGGCGGGGAACUCCAUCGGCGUCUCUCGCCACUCCGCCUGGCUCACCGUGGUCGACGACCUGCCGCCCGCCCCGCUGCCCUCCCAGACGUACCUGGAGAUCUUCAUCUACUGCCUCGGUUUCUUCAUCGUCAUCAUCCUCACCGCCACGGCCGUCGUCUGCCGACUCUGCUGCGCGCCGAAGAAGACCGACUUCAGUGGACAGCUGGCCGUGCAGAAACUGGCAAAGAGCCUUCCUCUGAGGAGACAGGUGUCUGUUGAGUCGGCGUCCUCCCUGCAGUCCGGGAUGUGUCUGAUGCGUCAGUCUCGCCUGUCCAGCGGCGCCACCACCAUCCUGACCGGCGUGUCGGAGUAUGAACUUCCCUUCGAUCCCACCUGGGAGCUUCCUCGCGACCGGUACAGCACCCUGUCUCGCUCCGCAUCUCACCACAAAAUGUUGAAAGAACAAUGUGCAGCGGACGCCACAGAGAAGGACCUGUCCGACCUCAUCUCCGAGAUGGAAAUGAUGAAGAUGAUCGGCAAACACAAGAACAUCAUCAACCUGCUGGGAGCGUGCACGCAGGAUGGCCCUCUGUACGUGGUGGUGGAGUACGCCUCGCAGGGGAAUCUGAGGGAGUACCUGCGCGCCCGCCGCCCGGCUGGGCUGGAGUACUGGAGCGGAGCCCGGCAGGGGUCCCUGGGCAGUCUGGAGACCAGGGAGCUGGUGUCUGCUGCGUACCAGGUGGCCCGAGGGAUGGCCUACCUCGCCUCGAAGAAGUGUCUUUCACAGAGACCUGUCAUUCCAUGGAACGUUGUUGUUUGGUCACUGAAGAAUACCAACUUUGAUGAAGAUCUGCGGACUUCGGUCUUGGCCCGAGACGUCCACCACACAUCGACUACUACAAGAAGACUACCACCCCGUGAGACGGUCGUCUCCCGGUGAAGUGGAUGGCACCGGAGGCUUUAUUUGACCGCGUCUACACACACCAGAGCGACGUGUG
Molecule: messenger RNA, 1536 nt
Organism: Etheostoma spectabile (orangethroat darter)
Lineage: Eukaryota; Metazoa; Chordata; Actinopteri; Perciformes; Percidae
Product: fibroblast growth factor receptor 1-A
Exons: 10
Coding region: 177-1478 (433 amino acids)
Biological process (GO): protein phosphorylation
Cellular component (GO): plasma membrane
Molecular function (GO): fibroblast growth factor receptor activity; ATP binding; fibroblast growth factor binding
Source: RefSeq, a predicted model, not a curated record